AUUCUUCAUUGUGUCUUUGAUUGUUAAUUUGGUGUUUAAGACCACUGUUCUUGCAAUUGUAUUUGACUCGUGAAUUGUGAUUGUUAAUGUCAUUAUUAAAACCUAGAAAUGAUAAUUUUAAAAAAAAAGGAGGAUCCAGUAUGAAAAAUGGAAUCUAGUGGGAUAUUUUUUUUGUUCUGAUUACUAGUGGCAGAUGAUUCUGUGUCUUAAACAACUUUUUAUAUUAGCUCAACUUGGCUAUUAGUAAGGGCAUUUUUGUGCCAAAAAGCAAACAUGGGGCGUAAUCGCUCUAUUUUCAAUUGUUCAGGGUCAAAUCUGCUUCACUUGGCUAAAGAUAAGGGCAAUUUUGUACAUAAAAGCGAACAGAAGGCGUAAUUGUUCUAUUUCCAAUAGUUCAGAGGAAUUUUUGGCCCUUUCCCCUUGUGUUUAUACCAAAAGUAAUUAUAAAAUGGGAUUUCCUACCAUAUGCACGUGAUAGUUCUUUUUCGGUGUUCGGUACCUGCUUUGGGGCCUGUCUAAUCUGGAUUUUCACUGGAAAGUCCCACUUUGAGAGGUAAAGUGCUCCCUGCCAAAGGGGACUUCAUUCCCAAGGCUCGAACACGAGAUCUCUAGUUAAGUAUGCAGGGGAAUUUACCACUCCACCAUAACCUUUGGUGGUAUGCACUUGAUAGUUUGAGACACAACAACUACUACCAGGGGCGAAUUUAGGCUUAAGGGCCUUAGCAUCUCCAACUGGCCUUUGAAGUGUUGCAGUUCUGCAUUUCUUGAGGUACAUGGCUGACAGACAUCCUGUUGAUCAACAGCAAAAUGAACCACAGAUGAAUUCUCCUGCUUCAAGGGAUGACAUGAUUGCCUAUGUGAUGGCAUUAGAAGCUGCCUUACUACCCUGUUUGCCAGCACGAGAACUCCAGGCAAUAGACCGUUCAGCACAUCCAUAUCAUCAGAUUGAUGUUGAGAGACAUGGCAGAGAUUUCAUGGAGGCUGCCAAAAAACUUCAACUUAAUUUGAUAGGGUUGCAACGUGAAGAUCUGCCUACAAGGCCCGAGAUGCUUCGGAAGGAGAUAGAGAAGAUGGAAGAAGAGUUGGAAGCAAAAACUGAGCUCAUAGCUAAACAAGAGAGAUUGAUCCAAGGAUGGAAGAAGGAAAUGAAGGACCAACUAGAUAAACACAUCAUGGAGUUAGAGAGGGUGUAAACCUCUACAUGAAUGUAAACCAGUACAUAACUUUUCUUGUUUUAUUUGUGAUUCAAUUCAAUUUGAAUACUGAGUUGGAAUGACGAGUCCUUAUAUUGAGGAGAACAGGGAAUAAAAUUUGUUAACACCUAACAUUACUAGAUAGAGUUUUGGAUAUCAAGGUUG
Messenger RNA from Lycium ferocissimum, 1358 nucleotides. Its product is annotated as mediator of RNA polymerase II transcription subunit 28-like. NCBI's taxonomy places the organism in Eukaryota, Viridiplantae, Streptophyta, Magnoliopsida, Solanales, Solanaceae. Gene Ontology annotation, biological process: regulation of DNA-templated transcription. The transcript has 4 exons. Gene Ontology annotation, cellular component: mediator complex. The record is from RefSeq and is a predicted model, not a curated record. The coding region runs from base 774 to 1193 and encodes 139 amino acids.